GAGACACUCCGUGAGAUUUUUGCCGUGAACAUACUCCUAGUGCAGUCCCGUUGUCAACCUUUUUGUUCAAAUUGAAUUUUAUGUGAGGAGGAAAAAAAAGAAAACCAACCCCCAUCCCUUUCAUUGAGUGCAAAAGUCAUCACUCCUGUAGAAGGAAAGUGAUACAAGAGAGAGAGACUGUGUGCUGUGAGAUUUGAUUCUUUUUUUAAAAGUAGUUUUGAGUUCUUUUUUUGGGGGUGGAAAGAAGUGCGAAUGGGACAUUUUGUUCUAAGAGGAGAUAGAGAGGAAAAGUGAAGGCCUUCAUCUGAGUGAUUUGAGCUUUUUGGAUUAUCAAGGAGGUGUUGUCCCCUUCUGGAGAAUUUGAGAGUCAAUCGAUUCAGAGCAGCCACAAUGAAUCGGAUUACUUUGGGAUUUGGAGCUUUCGUAGCGAUGCUCCUCCUCACAGAGGCAUACCCAAUUUUCGGUACAAAGCGCUACCAUCGUGCGAGUAGCAUCCCAUUGCAACUGAAUCCAAUUCCCAUUUACACAGCUGUACCCCAGUACUAUGACUACAGCCCCUAUGAGGCACAAUACCAAGCCUAUGGACUCCCCAUUUACCAUGGUGAGUACAAGCCAACACAGUACUACUACGCCCAAGGCCCAAGCUACAGCUACUACGACGAUCGUGGGGAAGAUGCACCAAAUCCAAUGGAUCACCUUCAUGAGGAGAUGCUGCAGGAAGAUGAGCGUGAGCGCUUCCAUGAGAAUAGUCUACCAAUUGGGCAGGAGACGUGGUAUGCGGAGCCAGCAGCACGUCAGCCAGAUUCCCUGGCAAAUGCCAAUGCUGCCUUCCUCAGGAAUCUCAUUGCCUACAAUAGUCAAAUGAAUGCUGCUGCUGCUGCUCCGGAGCAGAAUGACGAUGGGGAAUUCGAGGAGUACAGUGACUUUAGCGAUGGCGGUGGGUACUUUGACUCCCCCCAGGUAGACACAUACAGUGGCAAUUUCAACCCCUACGAAGCAUCGCAGCGACUCAAUGGGAAUUUGCAUGAAGAUGAGGAUGAUGAUGUGCAAGAACUCAAGCAUUUAGCAUACGAGAAGGAACACCAAAAUCCCCAUGCAACAAUUCACAAAUCCCUCCCGACAAAACACCAGCCAGCUCCUGUCCAAGAUUCCUGGCGUCAUGGUAAUGAAGCUGCAUUCCAUCAGUACGACUCAGACCCAGAGUACGAAGAUGAGUGGAUUAAUUGGGAUAGUAAGAGGAGUGUUUUGCCCAUAAAGCAGAAAGAUGUGGGCUCGAUUCUUGCGUUCAGUGACCGGAAACCAUCGAAUUUGGUGGCAAAGCACAAGGAGGGUUCCACUGUGGCACCCCCUGUGGUCACACCCAAUGCGAAGGAAGGUAAAAGUGGACAGAAGGAGGUUGUACUCCCACGACCAGCUACACCCGUUAAUCAACCCUUCACAGCGAGUGCCAUGAAGUACCUCAAGCAGCAGGCAGAUGUUGCAUCAUCCCCCAAAGAGGAGAAUUCAAAGGACACCACAAAGAGGUCACCGGGCAAAGGGAAGCAGUCUGUGUACGAUACCAUAAAGCAUCUAAUAGCCAUGGAGCAUAGUCUAGAGGAGAGUGCCCAGAAGGAGCAGCAACAGCUGAAUCGGCUGAAAAAGCGAUUUGUCACAAAUGAGGAGAGCCUUGUGCAACAGUUGGAUGGCCUAAAGAGAAUGGCAGCGUAAAGGAAAUCCACCAAAAAAAACCCUCCUAUGUUGAGUUCCCAUAUUCAUCAAGCAUCCCCCAAAUAAAAGGUAAAACCUCUAUUUAAAUUUUCAUCAAAAGAAAAAUCUUAGCCAGUUACCAAGUAGCUGGAAAAUCCCACUGCAGAGGAAUACAUAUUAACAACCAACAAAGAAAAAACUCCUACUAUCCUCCACAAAGAACCUCUCGACCAUCUACAACUUUGUUCAACAUAGAGAAGAUCUUUUGACUUAAGACUGAUUAUUUUUAAAAAGAAAAACUGAUGAUAAAAUCGAUGAAAAAAAAAACACUAUAAAAAGAAUUUUGUGGAUAUAGCCAAAUUUUUUAAGUCUUGUGCGAAACACUGAGAAAGUCUCUUUCAAUAAUACACAGCAGUUAUUGUAUUUCUGUUAUAUUACCUCUAUCGCACGAUGGAGCUAUCUUUUUCUACGUAAACACUUUAAAAUAUGAGCUUUAAUGAUAAUAAUGGGAGAUUAAUAAAAAAUAAAUAAAUAUUAGGGAGCUUUUCAGUUUGUUUCUUUUAUUUCCAAAAAUAAAAUGGUUUUCCCAACACGGGAGCCAAGAAAAAAGAAUAUUUGACUUAAUAAAAAUGCUCUCAAAUCCCUUUUAAGGACACUUAAACUUUUGGGGAAGAAAGCAUUUUAUUUCUUAUUACACGUAUAUUUUCUUAGGGUGGAAAUAAAAGAGAAUUUAGUAGAUGAAUAUAUAUAAAAUUAAAUGUAUAUUCUCCUGACAGAGACACGGUUACAUGAGAUGAGGUUAUCUAACUCUUAAACUUAUAUUUAGAAAUUAAAAUAAAAUAAUAACAAAAAAA
This is a messenger RNA of Lutzomyia longipalpis, 2540 nucleotides long. RefSeq lists its product as uncharacterized. The transcript is spliced from 3 exons. Bases 391 to 1707 code for a protein of 438 amino acids. Lineage: Eukaryota; Metazoa; Arthropoda; Insecta; Diptera; Psychodidae. The record is from RefSeq and is a predicted model, not a curated record.